Molecule: messenger RNA, 1005 nt
Organism: Amphimedon queenslandica
Lineage: Eukaryota; Metazoa; Porifera; Demospongiae; Haplosclerida; Niphatidae
Exons: 6
Coding region: 29-856 (275 amino acids)
Biological process (GO): epigenetic programing of male pronucleus
Cellular component (GO): germinal vesicle; male pronucleus; female pronucleus
Molecular function (GO): chromatin binding; histone binding
Source: RefSeq, a predicted model, not a curated record
CUGCAAUUGCCACUUUGCAAUUAUAGCAAUGGCUAGUCCUGAGCUGAACAAAACUGCAAGGUUUAGAAAGACAGCAAGUGCCGUUCCGAGGCCCAGAAGCUCUUCAAUCCGACCUUUUACGGCUUCAAGACCUCGCCGCCCGUACAGUGCAUACACUUCAAGAGGAUCUGACGAGGACACACCAAAAUUUGAUGCCCCAGAAACAGACAGGGAAUGGUGGAGGGGGUUUGUUAAGGAGACACCCGUCCCUGGAAGCUAUCAACACAAAUCUUUUACUGAAGAGCUUCAAAGCCAAACAAAGACUUAUGGUUUCAGAGCAGUGGGGAGGAGACCAACCAGUGCUCGGUUCUACAGCUCCGGAGAGGUCCUGCUACCAGGAGCUUAUGACCAUCCUGACUUCUUGCAUGAUCUAAUGCAUCGCUCUGCAACAUACAACUUUCAAGCAGCAAACAGAGACGCUGGCCCAAAGAUAGGUCAUGGGUAUGGAGAUAAGGAUCUAAAUACAAGCCCAGUUUGGUAUGACUUGAGGCAGACUGAGACAAGCCAAUUUGAGAAAGACAGGAACAUGAAACAAAGCACAUUCAAGUCUCACGUGGACAGGAUUAUUGAAAGCAACCACCAAUUCAGAGUAGUUUCAGGACCAAGUCCAGGGCAAUACGAUGACAAAAACACUACAAGGCCGUCAUCAGCAACAGUCAACUCAGUGUUUGUAUCAAAGGUCCCAAGGUUCAAUGAGAGAAAUUCCAGGGUUCCAGGGCCUGGGACAUACAACAUAAGCACGUCUGCUUUUGGGGCGCCUAAACCGCUUCCAGCUAUUUCACAUCAUCUCAAGAAGAAAGGAGUCAUUGCCAUGUGACAUAAUUACAAUGAGUCGAUUGUACAUUUCUGAUUACGUACAAUAACGUAACAUAGGUCCCUACAUGUAUAUAUUUUGUCCUAACUGAUUCUAUUUAAUUAACUUGUUUUUUUUUGUAAAAGUAUAGACAAAAUAACAUUAGACCAUUG